Manis javanica (Malayan pangolin) is the source of this 7280-nucleotide messenger RNA. RefSeq names its product NBAS subunit of NRZ tethering complex (gene NBAS). Gene Ontology annotation, biological process: retrograde vesicle-mediated transport, Golgi to endoplasmic reticulum. Lineage: Eukaryota; Metazoa; Chordata; Mammalia; Pholidota; Manidae. Gene Ontology annotation, cellular component: Dsl1/NZR complex. The record is from RefSeq and is a predicted model, not a curated record. Gene Ontology annotation, molecular function: SNARE binding.
GUCAAAGGCGGCCCGGGCCGAGGACGCUUGUCCUUUGCGGGCUGCCGUAGGGGCUCGGGUCCGGGGCGAACAUGGCGGCCUCCGAGUCCGCGCUGGCCGGGAUUCCCGGCACUGCGGAGGGCGAGGAGGAGACGAUUCUCUAUGAUUUGUUGGUCAACACCGAGUGGCCCCCGGAGACAGAAGUGCAGCCCAGAGGUAACCGAAAACAUGGUGCGUCCUUUAUCAUUACAAAAGCAAUUAGAGAUCGUUUAUUAUUUUUACAUCAGUACAUCUGGUACAGCCCUGCACCGUUUUUGCUCCCUGAUGGACUCGUUCGCUUGGUUAAUAAGGAGAUAAACUGGCGUUUGGUACUGGCAAGCAAUGGAAAACUUUUGGCUGCUGUUCAAGAUCAGUGUGUGGAGAUCAGGUCUGCAAAAGAUGAUUUUACUUCUAUUAUUGGGAAAUGUCAAGUUCCAAAAGACCCGAAGCCCCAGUGGAGACGUGUGGCGUGGAGUUAUGAUUGUACCCUGCUGGCUUAUGCGGAAAGCACGGGAACCGUGAGGGUGUUUGAUCUCAUGGGAAGUGAGCUCUUUGUCAUCACCAUGGCAUCUAGCUUAGCAGGUGACUUGAGCUGUGCCAUUGCUGGGCUGAUAUUUUUAGAAUAUAAAGCAAGUGCCCAGUGGUCUGCAGAACUCCUAGUCGUCAAUUACCGGGGAGAACUUAGAAGUUACCUUGUAAGUGUGGGAACAAAUCAGAGCUAUCAAGAGAGUCACUGUUUUAACUUCAGUGGUCAUUAUCCACAUGGAAUCAACACGGCUAUUUACCAUCCUGGUCACAGACUUUUACUGGUUGGUGGAUGUGAAACUGCUGAAGUGGGCGUAUCAAAAGCUUCUAGCUAUGGCCUUUCUGCCUGGAGAAUUCUUUCAGGAUCACCUUAUUAUAAACAGGUUCCUAACGGUGGAGACAGGGUCACUGAGGUGCCAAAGACACUGGGAUUAUUAAGGAUGUUAAGUGUCAAGUUUUAUAGUCGCCCGGGACAAGAACAGGAUGGGAUAUUUAAGAUGAGCCUUUCUCCAGAUGGGACCCUCCUUGCAGCCAUUCAUUUCUCAGGGAAACUAAGCAUCUGGGCCAUUCCAUCUCUGAAGCAGCAAGGGGAGUGGAAUCAAAAUGAGCAGCCAGGCUAUGAUGACUGUAAUCCUGAUUGGAGACUAUCUACUGAGAAGAGGAAAAAAAUCAAAGAUAAAGAGUCCUUUUAUCCACUGAUAGAUGUAAAUUGGUGGGCAGACAGUGCGGUCAUUUUGGCUCGCUGCUCUGGUGCUUUGACUGUUUCGUCAGUGAAAACUUUGAAGAAUUUACUGGGAAAAUCUUGUGAAUGGUUUGAACCAUCACCUCAAGUCACUGCUACCCACGAUGGGGGAUUUUUAAGUUUGGAGUGUGAGAUUAAACUUGCCCCCAAACGAUCUCGUUUGGAGACAAGAAGUGGAGAAGACGAAGACGGAGAAGAGGACUCUGAUUCUGAUCAGGAGCUAUCUGCCCAGGCCCGCUACUUUGGGGUCAUAAAACAGGGUCUGUACCUCGUGACGGAGAUGGAGCGGUUUGCACCUCCACGGAAACGCCCCCGAACCAUUACGAAGAACUACCGCCUUGUGAGUCUGCGCUCCACGACUCCCGAGGAGCUGUAUCAGAGAAAGAUUGAAAGUGAAGAGUUCGAGGAAGCCCUGUGUCUGGCGCAGACCUAUGGCCUAGACGCCGAUCUGGUGUACCAGAGGCAGUGGAGGAAGUCUGCCGUCAACAUUGCUUCGAUUCAGAAUUACUUGAGUAAAAUAAAGAAACGAUCCUGGGUUCUUCACGAGUGUUUGGAAAGAGUUCCUGAAAAUGUGGAUGCUGCAAAGGAACUGCUUCAAUAUGGAUUAAAAGGCACAGACCUGGAGGCUCUGUUAGCAAUAGGGAAGGGAGCAGAUGAUGGCAGAUUUACAUUACCUGGUGACAUCGACAUAGACAGUAUCUCCUAUGAGGAUCUUUCACCACCUGAUGAAGAGCCUGCUGAGCAUAAAAAGAAGGAACUCAAGAAGAGGCAAAAACUACUUAAAUUAGUGAACUUUUCAAAGUUAACACUGGAACAGAAGGAACUUUGCCGCUGUAGACUGAAGUUAUUAACGUACUUAGAUCGGCUGGCAACAUAUGAGGAAAUCCUAGGAGUGCCUCAUGCAUCUGAACAGAGAUAUGAUGCUGAAUUCUUUAAGAAGUUCAGAAAUCAGAAUAUUGUUCUUUCAGCAAGAACCUAUGCUCGGGAAAGUAAUGUACCAGCCCUAGAGAUUCUUUUCACUUAUCAUGGAUCACACCUGCUUCCUCACCGCCUUGCAAUUCUCUCCAACUUCCCAGAGACCACUUCUCCACAUGAAUAUUCUGUUCUGCUGCCCGAGGCUUGUUAUAAUGGUGACUCCUUGAUGAUCAUUCCUUGGCAUGAACAUAAACACCGAGAUAAAGAUUGGUGCGAGGAGUUGGAGUGCAGACUAGUGGUGGAGCCAAGUCUCCAAGAAGAAAGUGAAUUCUUAUAUGCUGCACAGCCUGAGUUACUGAGGUACAGGACACCUCAGCUGGCAGUGGAGAAGGUGAUGGACUGGUAUCAGACCAGAGCAGAGGAAAUAGAGCAUCAUGCUCGACAGAUUGACUGUGCGCUCUCACUGAUUCGACUUGGAAUGGAGCGGAAUAUUCCUGGUUUGCUGGUUCUGUGUGAUAAUUUGGUUACUCUGGAAGCGUUGGUUUAUGAAGCAGGCUGUGACUUGACACUAACCUUGAAAGAACUCCAGCAGAUGAAAGACAUUGAAAAACUAAGAUUACUGAUGAACAGUUGUUCUGAGGACAAGUAUGUGACGAGUGCCUACCAAUGGAUGGUUCCCUUUCUUCAUCGGUGUGAGAAACAAUCUCCUGGUGUGGCUAAUGAAUUAUUAAAAGAAUAUUUGGUAACUUUAGCUAAAGGGGACUUAAAAUUUCCCUUGAAGAUAUUUCAGCAUUCCAAACCAGAUCUGCAACAAAAAAUUAUUCCUGAUCAGGACCAACUUAUGACAGUAGCACUGGAGUGCAUUUAUAACUGUGAACGGAAUGACCAACUCUCUCUUUGCUAUGACAUAUUAGAGUGUCUGCCACAAAGAGGAUAUGGUCAUAAAACAGAGGUAACAACAGCUCUUCAUGACAUGGUAGACCAAUUGGAACAAGUUCUCAGUGUAUCAGAGCUUUUGGAGAAACAUGGACUUGAGAAACCAGUUUCAUUUGUUAAAAACACUCAGUCUAGCUCAGAAGAGGCACGCAAGCUGAUGGUUAGAUUGACCAGACACACUGGUCGAAAGCAGCCUCCCGUCAGUGAGUCUGACUGGAGAAUGUUGCUGCAAGACAUGUUGACCAUGCAGCGGAAUGUUUACACACGUCUGGGUUCUGAUGCUUGCUAUGAGAUAUUUACAGAAAGCCUUCUGUGUUCCAGUCGCCUUGAAAAUAUCCACCUGGCUGGGCAGAUGAUGCACUGCAGUGCUUGUUCAAUAAAUCCACCAGCUAGUGUAUCCCAUAAAGGAAAGACCCAGUACAGGGUCAGUUAUGAAAAAAGUAUUGACUUGGUUUUGGCUGCCAGCAGAGAGUACUUCAAUUCUUCUACUAACCUCACUGACAGCUGUAUGGAUCUGGCCAGGUGCUGUUUACAGCUGAUAACAGAUAGACCCGCCGCCAUUCAAGAGGAACUGGAUCUCAUCCAGGCCCUUGGAUGUCUUGAGGAGUUUGGGGUAAAGAUUCUGCCUUUGCAAGUGCGAUUGUGCUCUGACCGGAUCAGUCUUAUCAAGGAGUGUAUUUGCCAGUCCCCUACGUGCUACAAACAAUCCGCCAAGCUUCUGGGCCUUUCUGAGUUGCUGGGAGUAGCAGGUGAAGAUGCAGAAGAAAGGCGUGGACAGGUUCUCAUCCUUCUAGUUGAGCAAGCACUUCGUUGCCAUGACUACAAAGCAGCCAGUGCCCAUUGUCAGGAGCUGAUGGCCACAGGUUAUUCGAAAAGUUGGGAUGUUUGUAGCCAGUUAGGACAAUCGGAAAGUUAUGGGGACUUGGCCACUCGGCAAGAGCUCAUGGCUUUUGCUUUGACCCAUUGCCCCCCUAGCAGCAUUGAACCUCUUUUGGCAGCUAGCAGCUCUCUGCAGACAGAAAUUCUGUAUCAAAGAGUGAAUUUCCAGAUGCAUCCAGAAGGAGGGGAGAGUAUCAGUGUUUCACCGUUAAUUAGUAAAGCACUACACGAGGAAGGAAGUGUUCCGGGCCGAAGCUCAGCUGACCUGUUCCGCUGGACCACCGCUACAACCAUGAAAGUGCUGUCGAGCACCACGACCACCACCAGGGCUGUGCUGCACGCUGUCACGGACGGUCAGUGGUGGAAGACGUCUUUGACUUACCUUCGACCCCUGCAAGGGCAAGAAUUUGGUGGUGCUUAUCGAAUUGGAACCAUAGCCAAUGAAGAUCUAGAAAAACAAGGCUGUCAUCCUUUUUAUGAAUCUGUGCUCUCUGAUCCCUUUGUCACAGAGAAUGUCCCAGCAGAAAGCUUUGCAGAAGUAUUGCUGAGAACUGGGAAACUCGCAGAGACUAAAACUGAAGGAGAAGAAGUAUUUCCAACAACUGAAGUUCUCUUGCAGCUAGCAGGUGAUGCUUUACCAAAUGACAUGACCUUGGCUCUUGCUUAUCUUCUUGCCUUACCACAGGUGUUAGAUGCCAACAAGUGCUUUGAAAAGCAGUCCCACUCGGCUUUGUCUCUCCAGCUGGCAGCAUAUUACUACAGCCUGCAGAUCUAUGCCCGGUUGGCUCCGUGUUUCAGUGACAAGUACCAUCCACUCUACAGGGCUGAUCCUAAAGAGCUAAUCAAGAUGGUCACCAGGCAUGUGACUCGAUCUGGACAUGCAGCCUGGCCCGAGGACCUCGUCUCACUGACCCAGCAGUUACACUACUACAAUGAGCGCCUCCUGGAUCUCAGCCAGGCCCAGACCCUUCAGGGCCUUGGGAAGGGUGUGGAUGUGCAGCGCUUUACUGCAGAUGACCAGUAUAAAAGGGAGACUAUCCUUGGUCUGGCCGAAACACUUGAGGAGAACGUCUACAGCAUUGCCCUUUCUCUGGCACGGCGUUACUGUGUCUCCCAUUGGGAAGUUUUUAUGACCCAUUUGGAGUUCCUGUUCACGGACAGUGGUUUGUCCAUAGAAGAAAUUGAAAAUCGAGCCCAAGCCCUUCAUCUCUUUGAGACUUUGAAGACUGAUCCUGAAGGCUUUCACCAGCACAUGGUCAAGUACAUUUACCCCACGAUCGGUGGCUUUGAUCAUGAAAGGCUGAUAUAUUAUUUCACUCUUCUGGAAAGCUUUGGCUGUGCUGAGUUUAGAAAAUAUACCAUUAAACCAGAAACCCACAUUCGGCUGCUGAAGAAAUUUAAAGUAGUUGCAUCAGGUCUUAAUUACAAAAAGCUGACAGAUGAAAACAUGAAUCCUCUUAAAGCACUGGAGCCAGUUCUUUCAAGUCAAAAUAUCUUAUCUAUUUCCAAACUUGUUCCCCAAAUCCCUGAAAAGGAUGGACAAAUGCUUUCCCCAAGCUCUCUGUACACCGUCUGGUUACAGAAGUUGUUCUGGACUGGAGAUCCUCACCUCAUUAAACAAGUCCCGGCGUCCUCACCAGAGUGGCUUCGUGCGUACGAUGCCUGCGUCAAGUACUUUGAUCGCCUCCAUCCAAAUGACCUCAUCACAGUGGUGGAUGCUGUUACGUUUUCUCCUAAAGCUGUGACCAAGCUACCUGUGGAAACACGUAAAGAGAUGACUACAAAGGCUAUUAGGACAGUCAGAGAUUUUAUUGAGAAGCCAAGGAAAAGAAAUUCCAAAGAAGACCUUCAGGAAGCCAGUGAUUCUGAAAUUACCUAUGCAGAUGCCUUGAAUCAUCUGGAGAAAUCACUUGCUCACCUGGAAACCCUCAACCACACCUUCAUCAUUUCUCUGAAGAAUAGUGAGCAGGAAAUGCUGCAGAAAUACAGUCACCUCUAUGAUCUGUCCCGAUCAGAAAAAGGGAAACUUCACGAUCAAGCUGUGUCCAUGUGCUUAGAUGGUCAGCCUUUAAGAAUGAUUGAGCAGCUGCUACAGGUGGCUGUGGGCCCAGUUGGCAUCUCACCCAAGGAUGUCGUGCAGAGCGCAGUAAUGAAAAUAGUUUCUGCCCUGAGGGGAGGCAGUGCUGACCUCGGUGGACCAGGGGACCCACUCCAGGUCCUUGAAGGUGUUGUAGCAGCAGUCUAUGCCAGUGUGGACAAAGGGGAAGAGCUGGUUUCCCCUGAGGACCUGCUGGAGUGGCUGCGGCCGUUCUGUGCUGAUGACGCCUGGCCCGUGGGGCCCCGCCUUCGUGUGCUGCAGAUUUUGGGGCAGUCAUUUCACCUGACUGAGGAGGACAGCAAGCUUCUUGUGUUCUUUAGGACAGAAGCCAUUCUCAAAGCCACUUGGCCCCAGAGACAGGUAGACAUAACUGACAUUGAGAAUGAGGAGACCCGCCAUGCUCUCUUCAUGGAACUCCUGGAAUCCAGUCACCAGGAGGUGGAGUUUCAGCACCUGGUUUUGCUCUUGCAAGCUUGGCCGCCUGUGAAACAUGAAUAUGUAGCCAGUGUGACCAGUAAUCCAUGGGUGAGACUAGCCACGGUGAUGCUAACCAGGUGUACAGUGGAGAACAAGGAAAGACUGGGGAAUGAAGUUUUGAAAAUCUGUCGCUCUUUGUAUAACACCGAGGAGAGGCUUCCUGCAGAGUGUGUGAAGGAGCUGAGCUCGCUGCUGCUUGACCAGGGCCUCCUGCUCCAGUCCCUGAAGCUGCUCCUCGGGAGCCAGAACGAGCCUCUUCGCACCGUGGCCCUGGAGCAAAUCGCCGCGAUUACUAAGGUGAAUGAUUCAAAUUGUGACCCAGAACUCCUUUCUCUGCUCCUGGAUGCCAAGCUGUUGGUGAAGUGCGUCUCCACCCCCUUCUACCCUCACCUCAUUGAGCACCUCCUGGCCAGCCCCCAGCUCUGGGAUGCGGAGGAGCUGGCCAGACACCUGCAGGAGGCUGGCCACAGAGCCGAAGCCGGCUCGCUCCUUCUGGCCGCGAGGGGGACGCAUCGGGCCCUGAGAACUUUCAGCGCCGCUCUCUGUGCGGGCCGGCCCUGGCUGUGAUGGCGUCUCUCCGUGCUGCUGGGAAGGGCCAGCCGGAGCCCAGUGCAGCCCCAGGGGCAGCGUGUACCUGUUGACGGUUCUCGGUGGUUCCAACAAAUUGCAAAUAAAGCUAUCUGUAAAGGA